Molecule: messenger RNA, 2166 nt
Organism: Cladocopium goreaui
Lineage: Eukaryota; Dinophyceae; Suessiales; Symbiodiniaceae
Source: the annotation of a GenBank genome assembly
AUGGGUCGCCAUGGGAACCGAGACAAGAAGGCCCAGAAGCAGUGGCUUUCAGAGAAGCGACGUGGUGCAGAUGUAGAAGAGGACGGGGGACUCUUGAAAGCCGAAGAAGACUUUCGCAGUUACUACGACUCCCAGGAUUUUUUCGGGCCAGAGGGAGGUGAAGAACAGGCUGCUUUCUGGGAAUCUUUGCGCUCUGCACUUCCGGUGACUUUGCGCGUCCGAGAUGUUGCUGAAGACUCUUUGAUCGCGCUUGGAUGGAAGAGACGCCGGGAGUUUGAUGCAGCUGGAAUGUCUGUCUGGGAAAUUGACUCUUCGCAGUACUCCAGAGACAGCAAGCUUCGAAAUUGGGCAGAGCGUGAAAAUCGUAGAGGUACUGUUUGUUUCCAGGAGCUAGUUUCUCUGGUCCCUGCCUUGCUAUUGGCUCCCAAGCCUGGAGAUGUCUGCUUGGAUCUUUGUGCAGCACCAGGGAAUAAAUCGCUGCAGCUCAUAGAGGCAUUAGCAGGACAAGGGGCCGGAGGAGCUGUUUUGUCCGCAGACAAUGAUCCUCAGCGGUGCUGCUUGACGCUGCACCGUGUGCUUGGCAAAGCUGCAUCGCCCAUGUCGUGUGCUGCGCUGGCACAUGCUGGGCACUUUCCUGUUCUUGUCGAUAAUUCAUCUUCAGACCGACUCCACUACUCCAAGAUACUGGCGGAUGUACCCUGCAGCGGCGAUGGCACUGCCCGGAAGAACUCGCAGGUGUGGCGCUCAUGGUCGCGGCGUGAUGCAUUGAGCUUGCAACGACUGCAGCGACAGAUUCUUCUGCGCGGGCUGUACCUGCUACCUCCGAAUGGCGUACUGGUUUAUUCUACUUGCUCGCUCAAUCCCUUGGAGAACGAGGCUGUUGUUCUGAGUACCUUGAGAAAAUGGCACAACUCUCGGGCAGAAGGUCGUGAAGAUCGCCCCAAGCUUCUGCUGCUUGAUGCUGUGGCCAUCAUCAAAGACAAAUGCGGUUUGCAGCCAGCGCCAGGGCUCUGCAAAUGGCGUGUGCCAUCCCCGCAACGUGGAGGUCCACUAUUCCAGAGCUUUGCAGAGGUGCCUGAAGAGCUGCGGAGUGCCGAGCGUUUCUCUUUGCAGCCUGAGAUGUUUUCUGACGACCCCUUGGCUCAGGACAUGGUGCGCUGCGCGCGCUUCUACCCUCAGACUUGCAACACGGGGGGCUUCUUCGUGUGCAUCAUCCAGAAGUCAGCAGCUGCUCCUCUAGGUCCGCCUGUGCGCCAACUCAACGACAAACAGCUUGAGGGUCGUGGAGCGCAUCCGUUGCUGAGUACAAAGUUCCAUCGGAUCUCUGCCUCUGAUUCGGCUUGGAAAGAGUUGACGAGUUUCUUCAAGCUGGAUCUGGCAUGGUGCAAGGACAAGUUGCAGCGUGGACUGCUCUUUUGGCAAACCAUGAAAGGAAAGUCAGAACCCGAACGCGUGACGCUGGUCUCAGACGCUGUUGCGAAUCUCUGGGCAGCCAAGCCCUGUGAUGGAAGAAAGGUUGCCUGGGCCCGGCUUGGUGUUUUCCUGUUUGAGCAACUACCAAAGGGCCUGUUGAGUGGGCUGGCACCUUGCCGCUGGCGCUUGCAUGCCGAGGGCGUCAUGGUUUUGGCACCAAUCCUUCAGAGCCGUCGAGUUUGUCUUGAGCCUGCUUUGGUACAACAGGUUUUGUGUUGCGAACAUCGACAAACGGCAUUGACAGAAGGCACACCACUCGCAAACGCCGUGGCAAAUGGCGCUGGUGGGAACGAGACCGGAUACCACCAUGUUUGUGGCGGCAUCAUGGUUGGUAUGGGAGAUUCCUGGUUUCCUGGAGUUGUCACACCCAAGCAGCUGCGAAUCUUGGUGGAUGAUGACGCUGCAGAGGCGUUGUUGGAACAAAUCCUCCUACUUGCAACUGCACCACUUCAACCUAGAGCUGUGCCGGCGUCACCAUCCAAGUGAGUACAGAAGGUGAAGGAAUUUACCAUGUUAGAAGAGAUUUAUAUACGGUUGUCACAAAUCUGCAAAUGCAGAAUUGACGAACCGAAGAGCAGCUGUUUCAAUAAGUACAGAUCCCUUCAGGAUCUUACUUCACUCUUGGUUUUGUCCAGUCAUCUUGAAUUGCUGUGGUUGCCUCUAGCCGCUCUAGCCUUUUGCAGCUCAGGGAUC